GCGGGGAGGGGCUGGGCGGGCCGAGGCGGAGCCGGCGCCUCCGAGGCCGGGACGCUGCGGCCGCCGCUCCAGGCUCGGCUGCCGCCGCCGCCGCCGCGCUGUCCGCUGUGACACGAAGGACCUUUCAUCAUGAGCAACCCUUUCACGCAGAUCACGGAGCCAUUAGACUCCAACCAGCCUGAAAAGAAAUUCUUCAAUCUGAACAAACUGAAAGACGAAAGAUAUGAACGGUUGCCAUUUUCUAUUAAAGUCCUUCUGGAGUCAGCAGUCCGUAACUGUGAUGAGUUUCUAGUGAAGAAGGAAGAUGUUGAGAACAUCCUCAACUGGCAGGUGAUGCAACACAAGAAUGUCGAGGUGCCAUUUAAACCUGCACGAGUUAUUCUACAGGACUUCACCGGUGUACCUGCAGUGGUUGACUUUGCUGCAAUGCGUGAUGCUGUGAAGAAGCUUGGUGGAGACCCUGAAAAAAUCAAUCCCAUCUGUCCUGCUGACCUAGUAAUUGAUCAUUCCAUCCAAGUUGAUUUCAACAGGAGGACAGACAGUUUACAGAAGAAUCAAGAUCUGGAGUUUGAAAGGAACAAGGAGAGGUUUGAGUUCUUGAAGUGGGGCUCCCAGGCUUUCCACAACAUGAGGAUUAUUCCCCCAGGCUCGGGGAUUAUCCACCAAGUGAAUUUAGAGUACUUGGCAAGAGUGGUGUUCGAUCAGAAUGGGUACUUUUAUCCUGAUAGUGUGGUGGGCACUGAUUCACACACUACAAUGAUUGAUGGUUUGGGAGUGCUUGGCUGGGGAGUUGGUGGCAUUGAGGCAGAAGCUGUGAUGCUGGGUCAGCCAAUCAGCAUGGUGCUUCCUGAAGUGAUCGGUUACAAGCUGAAAGGAAAUCCUCAACCUCUUGUAACAUCCACUGACAUAGUGCUCACAGUUACAAAGCACCUUCGCCAGGUUGGCGUUGUGGGUAAAUUUGUGGAGUUUUUUGGGCCUGGUGUAGCCCAGCUGUCCAUUGCAGAUCGAGCCACCAUUGCCAACAUGUGUCCAGAGUAUGGAGCAACUGCUGCUUUCUUUCCAGUAGAUGAAGUUAGCAUCAGGUACCUGAUCCAAACGGGCCGUGAUGAAGAAAAAAUUAAGCAUAUAAAGACAUACCUUGAAGCGGUGGGAAUGUUUAGAGACUUCAAUAGAUCAUCUCAAGAUCCAGAUUUCACUCAGGUUGUAGAGCUGGAUCUCCAUACUGUCGUGCCUUGUUGUAGUGGACCCAAAAGACCUCAGGACAAAGUAGCCGUGUCAGACAUGAAGAAGGACUUUGAGACUUGCCUGGGAGCCAAGCAAGGAUUCAAAGGAUUCCAGAUUGCCCCUAAACAUCACAGUGACCGGGUGAAGUUUGUUUAUGAAGGCUCCGAUUUUGAGAUUACCCAUGGUUCAGUAGUUAUUGCAGCCAUUACCAGCUGUACUAAUACGAGCAACCCCUCAGUUAUGCUAGGAGCUGGAUUGCUAGCGAAGAAAGCUGUCAAUGCUGGUCUGACUGUCAAGCCAUACAUUAAAACUAGCUUGUCCCCAGGAAGUGGAGUAGUGACUUACUAUCUGAGGGACAGUGGAGUAAUGCCUUACCUUUCUCAACUAGGGUUUGAUGUUGUGGGUUAUGGGUGUAUGACCUGCAUUGGGAACAGUGGACCUCUACCAGAGCCUGUUGUUGCAGCCAUCACUCAGGGAGACCUCGUAGCUGUGGGUGUGUUGUCUGGAAACAGGAAUUUUGAGGGUCGCGUCCAUCCCAAUACGCGUGCCAAUUACCUAGCCUCACCACCACUGGUGAUAGCUUAUGCUAUUGCAGGGACUGUAAGGAUUGACUUUGAGAAAGAACCUUUGGGAGUAAACGCAGAAGGAAAUAAGAUUUUUCUAAGAGACAUUUGGCCAACAAGAGAUGAGAUCCAGGCUGUUGAACGUCAGUAUGUUAUUCCUGGGAUGUUCAAGGAAGUCUACAAGAAAAUAGAGACAGGAAAUGAAUCCUGGAAUGCCUUAGAUGCCCCAUCAGAUAAAUUAUAUACUUGGAAUCCCAAGUCUACAUAUAUAAAGUCUCCCCCUUUCUUUGAAAACCUGACUUUGGAGCCUUCCUCUCCUAAAUCUAUAGUAGAUGCCUACGUCCUGCUAAAUUUUGGAGAUUCUGUGACAACUGACCACAUAUCUCCAGCUGGGAAUAUAGCAAGGAACAGCCCUGCUGCCCGUUACUUAACCAGCAGAGGUUUGACUCCUAGAGAAUUCAACUCUUACGGCUCCCGCAGAGGUAAUGACGAUGUCAUGGCCAGAGGAACAUUUGCCAACAUUCGCUUGUUAAACAAAUUCAUCAAUAAACAGGGACCUCAGACCAUCCACUUUCCUUCUGGGGAAACUCUUGAUGUGUUUGAUGCUGCUGAGAGGUAUAUGCAGGCUGGCCAGCCCCUCAUCGUGCUGACUGGUAAGGAAUAUGGCUCAGGAAGCUCUCGGGACUGGGCAGCAAAGGGACCUUUCCUGCUGGGCAUCAAAGCUGUCAUUGCUGAGAGCUACGAGCGAAUUCAUCGCAGUAACUUAGUAGGAAUGGGGGUGAUUCCCUUGCAAUACCUGCCUGGGGAGAAUGCUGGGACUCUAGGCCUCACUGGACGGGAACGCUACACAAUCGUCAUUCCUGAAGAACUCAAACCAAGGAUGAAUGUCCAGAUCAAGCUGGAUACUGGGAAAACCUUUCCAACCAUCAUGAGAUUCGACACUGAUGUGGAACUCACUUAUUUCCACAAUGGCGGCAUUUUGAACUACAUGAUUCGCAAAAUGGCAACCUAAUCGAAGCAACACUGAGCACACGUCCAGACAGAAGCCUCAUAAUCACAACUUUAGAAGCCUAAACUGAAAUGGUCUCCUUGUGGAUUAUAUUAUCAAGGAGCUCAUUUACACUCUUAGGCCAUGUCCAGACGAACACGGCUGUGCAGUAUGUGGUGCCACAAACACAUCUGCGGCACCACAUACCCCACAUUCAGUUGUUCUCCAUGCUGCAAGGGACCAGCACAGAGGGUUUUUUGACCCCUGGAUAUCCAGGGGUCAAAAAAACCCAUGGAGUAGAAAAGCAGAGUGGCACAUGAAGGGGCAGUGAGCGCCAGUCAAAAGUGGAGCUGGGCUACACAGAGCCACACUGCAGGUGCUGGCCAGGCUUCAUGUGGCAGAAUCACCGCUGCUGCAGCCCUGGGAGGCCCCCAGGUAAGACUGCCUCCUGUACUACCCCCACAGGAGCCUGCCACAUGCCAGAGCAUGUGUGCCAUGGGCAUUCCCCAGGGACAACAAGUAGCAGCACACCGUACACCUUUGCUAGUUGUCCCUGGGGAAUCAAAUGUCCACACCACGUGUGAACGUGGCCUUAGGUAUCCAGUUUCUUGACAUUAAAAAUCCUCUUAUCUUCCCCAGUUAAAUUUCUUAUUAUUAUUGUUUUGUAUGGUGGCUGGACUGAUGAACUGUUCUAGUAUAUGGAGGUUAAUUCAAAAACAGUGCUGGAAUCUGUGGAUCUGUUAAGUAUUGAUUGCUGAUUUGUAUAUUCAGUCCAUCUAGGGUUAGACUCUGUCACCAAACAGCUUCUUUCAGUGUUCCAGAAAUUAACUGACAGUGCAAACUGGGGGUUUUCUCCUUUUCUGAUUUUGGACUAAGCAUCAAACCCUGACUUGCUUUUUCUUGCUUUUAUAGAAGUUGGCCGGAAUCCCUUGGAGUCUAAUGCUGAAAUGUAUUAAAUGGCUUAGCUGUUAUGAAUUACAAAAAAAUGUGAACUUUGUUCCUUUGAAGUCUGAGCACAAGCUUUUAUGAAAGUGUGGGUCUCUUUUGUGGGGCAGGGAAGGGGGCAGGAAAAAAUUUCUAACUAAUGAAAUUAAAUCUAUUUUCAAAAAUAA
This is a messenger RNA of Alligator mississippiensis (American alligator), 3887 nucleotides long. RefSeq names its product aconitase 1 (gene ACO1). The coding region runs from base 130 to 2799 and encodes 889 amino acids. NCBI's taxonomy places the organism in Eukaryota, Metazoa, Chordata, Crocodylia, Alligatoridae. The record is from RefSeq and is a predicted model, not a curated record. Gene Ontology annotation, biological process: tricarboxylic acid cycle; citrate metabolic process. The transcript has 21 exons. Gene Ontology annotation, molecular function: 3 iron, 4 sulfur cluster binding; iron-responsive element binding; aconitate hydratase activity. Gene Ontology annotation, cellular component: cytosol; mitochondrion.